Penicillium subrubescens is the source of this 1350-nucleotide messenger RNA. Its product is annotated as putative MFS transporter. The transcript is spliced from 5 exons. Gene Ontology annotation, molecular function: transmembrane transporter activity. The record is from RefSeq and is a predicted model, not a curated record. Gene Ontology annotation, biological process: transmembrane transport. Gene Ontology annotation, cellular component: membrane. The coding region runs from base 1 to 1350 and encodes 449 amino acids. NCBI's taxonomy places the organism in Eukaryota, Fungi, Ascomycota, Eurotiomycetes, Eurotiales, Aspergillaceae.
AUGUCAACCCGGACACAAACCCAGACAGAGACCAUUAUCCUCCAAACUAAAGCUCCAGUCGAGCCAACUUCAGAGCAACCGACUAUCCUACAAGAACCAGAGGUUGAAGACCCUCCACAGCCAAAAUGGCUAUAUCCCAAGAUCAUCAGCGCAGGACUAUCAUUUUUCAUGGCCGGAGUAAACGAUGGUAGUCUGGGCUCACUCAUUCCAUAUGUGAUACGCAGCUAUUCACUUGAUACGAACAUGAUCUCCGUGUUGUACGGCGUAACAUUCUUCGGCUGGCUCAUCGCCGCCCUCUCCAACAGCAUCAUCUGCCAGAACCUCGACCUCGGCCUCAUACUACUCCUCGGCGCCGCCCUCCAAAUCCUCGCCCACGUCUUGCGUACCUGGCUCCCACCUUUCCCGCUGUACGCAGUAACAUUCCUUCUCGCCAGUCUCGGCCAAGCAUAUAACGACACCCACGCCAAUACAUUUGUGACUUCUGUCCGCAAAGCACACCGCUGGCUCGGAUUCAUUCAUGCUAUGUACAUGGCCGGAUGUCUAGUUGGACCUUUUGUUGCUACGGCCGUUGCUUCUGCGAAUGAAGACUCGAAGUGGAAUUUAUUUUAUACUUUUCCGUUAGGGAUUGGAGUUGUUAAUAUGGUGAUUGUGCGUGUAUCGUUCCACGAUCGUAUGAAGUUGUCACCGAAGAGGAAAAGGAAAACCCCAACGAUUGCUGGUGCUGAAGCAGAGUCAGAGUCAGAGUCUACGGGACGCGCAGCUUGGAAAGAAAUCAAAACUAUUCUUUCUAUGCGAAGUGUAUGGCUAUUAAGUCUAUUCUUCUUUUUCUUCCUCGGUGCGGCUAUUACAGCCGGCGGAUGGAUUGUCGAGUACCUCGUCCAGGUGCGGAAUGGAGAUCUGAAGGAUAUGGGUUAUGUCCCUGCUGGUUUAUCGGGUGGUGGGUUUUUGGGUCGUCUUCUUCUUGCAGAACCGACGCAUCGACUUGGUGAACGGCGGAUGAUAUUCAUAUAUGCUGUUUUGUGUGUUGGAUUGCAACUUGUUUUCUGGUUGGUUCCAAAUAUCAUCACUGAAGCCGUUGCUGUCAGUCUAAUGGGGUUUUUCUCUGGUCCUUUCUUCGCGACUGGAAUAUCCGUCGGAUCCAAACUCUUUCCUCCGGAAAUGGUCUCCCCUGCAAUCGCAUUUGUCUUCGUCCUCGGUCAAAUCGGUGGAUCCAUCUUUCCCGCCAUUACAGGUGUCAUUGCCGCACGGGUCGGUGUCAAGGUCUUACAGCCGAUGUUGGUAGGACUAUUCAGUGCUACGGCGGUCAGUUGGUUACUUCUCCCAAAGGACAUUGAGCUUCACCGGGACUAG